This is a messenger RNA of Rotaria socialis, 477 nucleotides long. Lineage: Eukaryota; Metazoa; Rotifera; Eurotatoria; Philodinida; Philodinidae. The record is from the annotation of a GenBank genome assembly.
AUGGCUACUGCUUCCAAUCUUGAUGAUAUUCUUCAAUGUCCAAUUUGUUUAGAAAUCUUCUAUGAUCCUAAAGUUCUCGAUUGUCAACAUACAUUUUGUGCCAAUUGUCUAAAAGUACAUCUAUCAUCGCCAAAUACAUCGCAGACUGUCAACGCAAUUGACUGUCCAAUAUGCCGUCGACGAUCAAACUUAAUCAAUAAUUCAAUUGAUAGUCUACCGGGAAAUUAUAUUGUACGUGAUAUAAUUGAACGACAGUAUGGAAGAACAACUCCUGAACGUCCCAGUGGUUACAAUCAACAAAUUCAAGAUCGUAUAAAAAAGUUGCAAAAAUCAAGUGAUGAAGAAAAGAAUGAAACUAAUUAUUCUGAUUAUGUAAAGCCAGCAGCUGCUGCUCUUAUUGGUGUACUUGGUGGUCUACUGUUAGCAAAAGGUGUUAAAAAACUAUGUGACAAUGAUAAAAAACAAAAUGACCAAUGA